Molecule: messenger RNA, 348 nt
Organism: Penicillium subrubescens
Lineage: Eukaryota; Fungi; Ascomycota; Eurotiomycetes; Eurotiales; Aspergillaceae
Exons: 1
Coding region: 1-348 (115 amino acids)
Source: RefSeq, a predicted model, not a curated record
AUGCCUUGGAACACUGUCCUUAGUGAGCUUUCUCAAGCGGUCCGAAACAAUGUCGACAAGAUCACGAAAAUUCUACCAGACAAUUUGACCACCCGCAGCAAUGCUGUUAAAACGGUUGAUCUAAGCAUAGAUGUUCAUCAAGAUUCAAAGGACCCAAACAAAGCUGUUGCUAAAGUCCAGGCGAAUGCACAGGCCAAGGACAACGCUGUCAAAGAUUAUAUCAAAUCCGGAAACAAGGGUGGUGGUCACAAGGGAACGCACAAGAACAUCACUAGACCUCGCCACGACCCGCGGGUCACCCUGACGACCCGGACCGCGACCCGAACCACGGAGGUUCCUGGGUCGUGA